CUCUCUCUCUCUCUCUCGCUUUCACAAACGAAAUCACAGAGGAAAAGCUCGAGAUCAUUAUAAAAAUCGGGGAUUAGGGCUUUUGUUUGAGAGAAAAAGAUGAAUUUCAGAAGCUUUGAGGAGUUCUGGCCCUUCUACGUGAUGCAACACUCGAAUCCAUCAACGAGGCGAUGGCACUUCAUAGGUAUAAUCGCGAGCAUCGUGGCUUUGAUGUGUUCGGUUUUGAUCAGCUGGUGGUUCGUUGCUCUGGUGCCUCUCUUUGGUUACGGGUUCGCGUGGUUCAGCCACUUCUUCGUGGAAGGGAAUGUUCCGGCGAGCUUCGGGCAUCCGGUUUGGUCGUUUCUCUGCGAUCUCAAGAUGUUUAGUCUGAUGCUCACAGGAAGUAUGGAGAGAGAGAUGAAGAGGCUUGGUAAGAGGCCAUUGUUGCAGCUCUCUUGAAGAUAGAAGAUUUGUUGUGUGUGUCAGUGUAAAUUGUUCUUCAUUCUUCCCAUUGCGUUCUGCGUUUGGAUAUAGAUAUACUCACUUGAUUACUUUUAAUGGAAUCCUUGUUUGCGAGUACAAA
Messenger RNA from Capsella rubella, 562 nucleotides. RefSeq lists its product as uncharacterized. NCBI's taxonomy places the organism in Eukaryota, Viridiplantae, Streptophyta, Magnoliopsida, Brassicales, Brassicaceae. The transcript has a single exon. The record is from RefSeq and is a predicted model, not a curated record. The coding region runs from base 100 to 438 and encodes 112 amino acids.